CUCCGAAAUAUUCCCUCCAAACUCCUGUCAGCUGACCUCUAUGAGGAGUGGAUGCAAGCUCUGGAGAAGCCAAGCAAGCAGGAAAAAAUUGAAGAGUUGAAAGAAUUGGAAGUGCAGAAGGAGAUGAAUGACAAGGUGACAGUGUUGGUGGAGUUCCUGAUAAACAACUGCUCAGAAAUAUUUGGAGAGGACAUUGCCUUGUUUGUCUGUGCCUCAUCUGAGGAGUCACCAGAGCACACAGACAGCUCCACAGAACACCUAUGUGCUGUUCAUCAGAAUGACUCUGCCUAUGACAGCCCAGAUCCUGAAGCUGAAGGCAGCUCCUGUACCUCUCAGAUGGAGCAGCCCAAAGGGAGGAGCACUAGUGUGAGCAGAAGAUAUCCAACAUGCAUCUCUGCCCCUUCACUGACUAAUUUCAGAAAUGACAUCAGCACGAUGGACAGGAGGAGGUACUCAGAGCCAGACCUGUCCUUCCAGAAUCGCCUUGAAGGCAGGAUAAGGAAACAGAAGCUGAACAAAAGUGAGGACGAUUUUCCGUUUCAGCAGAAACAGCUGGGGUUGGAGGCACUGGAGAAACCGCUUGCAAUCUUAGCUUCGCAAUUAUCAACUGACUCUCUACCCAAAACAUCCUCCAGUUGUUCCCUGGAGAGUUCUGAUGGCUCAGUCUUCACCAGCUCCCCAGUAGUUUCACCCUCUAGUCCCAAAAAAACCUUUUUAAAUAGGCCGCAGUCCUUUUCCACCAAGGCCACAGAAGACUGCAGUACACCUAGCAGAGAGAUCAAAAAGCAUUCCAUGUCAUUCUCUUUUGCAAAUCGCAGGAAAACACUAAUAAAAACCCAGAGCUGGGGGCCUGGAAAAAACAUGGGUUUUCAGAGAGACAGUUUCACAAAGAAAGAAGAUCAUUUCUCCUGCAGAGUUGUCCAGAACAGCCCUGAUGAUGACAAACCAUUGCCUAUGGCGUAUCAGCAAAGGCCCCGUUUCAGGUCAGCUGAUGAAGUGUUCAGAGAGGUAGACCAGAGGAAUCCUGGAAGUCCACCCUCUUAUGAAGAGGCUACUAAAAACUGCCUGACCACUAACGUUACCUCCCACAAUCUCACAGUUCAAAGUAUGAGAUUAAAGUUGUCAAACCAGGACGCUUUGUCGCCUCAUCCAUGCAGCAGCUGCCCACCAGACGCAGCAUAUACAGCUCUAGGGGACCUACCUCAUGGCAGAGUUUCUGCAGCAAAGGGUUCUGAUGUGGAAACCGAAACCCUCAGCAUCACUGUUGGAAUAAACUCCCGUGUGAGUUUACCUGUGACCCCAGGAGUCUACCGACUGAGAGCCAUGUCUGAAUCCUGUCAAAAGAACAAACUUGAGUAUGUGGCUCGGAGGUGCAGCCAGCCAGUUUUUGAGGUAGACCAGAUCCAGUAUGCUAAGGAAUCCUAUGUUUAA
This is a messenger RNA of Antrostomus carolinensis (chuck-will's-widow), 1431 nucleotides long. Its product is annotated as T-cell activation Rho GTPase-activating protein. The transcript has 4 exons. The record is from RefSeq and is a predicted model, not a curated record. Gene Ontology annotation, molecular function: GTPase activator activity. The coding region runs from base 52 to 1431 and encodes 459 amino acids. NCBI's taxonomy places the organism in Eukaryota, Metazoa, Chordata, Aves, Caprimulgiformes, Caprimulgidae.